Messenger RNA from Meriones unguiculatus (Mongolian gerbil), 4849 nucleotides. Its product is annotated as zinc finger protein 431-like. Bases 111 to 1448 code for a protein of 445 amino acids. The record is from RefSeq and is a predicted model, not a curated record. Gene Ontology annotation, biological process: regulation of DNA-templated transcription. The transcript is spliced from 5 exons. NCBI's taxonomy places the organism in Eukaryota, Metazoa, Chordata, Mammalia, Rodentia, Muridae.
UAGAGAUUAAACCAGAAGAAAAUGAUGUGGUGACCAUUUCUGAGCCCAGCUAUUCCAUAUGGAAUGCAGUGUCCCAUGCCCUCCAUAAAACGCUGUUGAACAAAAUUGAAAUGGGAUCUAAAGCAUACAGAAACAUGGACCGGCUUCUUCCAUGCCAGGAUGCAUUGACUUAUGAUGACGUGCAUGUGAACUUCACUCGGGAAGAGUGGGCUUUGCUGGAUCCUUCCCAGAAGAGUCUCUACAAAGAUGUGAUGCUAGAGACAUACUGGAACCUGUUUGCUAUAGGCUACAGUUGGGAAGGUCAUAAUAUGGAAGAGUAUUGUCAACCUUAUAGAAGACAUGCAAGGUAUGAAAACAGUCAUAGUGGAGACAAACACCCUGAAGAUACUCAAUAUGACGAAGUCUUUGCACAUCACAGUCUUGUUCUAAGACGUAAAAGGACACAUAUAGGAGAGAAAACUCAUGAAUGUAACCAACGUGGUAAAGCCUUUGCAUGUAACAGUAGUCUCAAAGUACAUAAAGGAAUUCACACUGGAGAGAAAACAUAUGAAUGUAACGAAUGUGGAAAAGCGUUUGCAUCUAACAGUGAUUUCCGAAGACAUAAAAGAACACACACUGGAGAGAAACCUUAUGAAUGUAAUCAGUGUGGUAAAACCUUUGCAUGUAACAGUAAUCUCCUAAUACAUAAAAGAAGUCACACUGGAGAGAAACCUUAUGAAUGUAAUCAGUGUGGUAAAGCUUUUGCAUGUAACAGUAAUCUCCUAAUACAUAAAAGAAGUCACACUGGAGAGAAACCUUAUGAAUGUAAUCAGUGUGGUAAAGCCUUUGCAUGUAACAGUGAUCUCCUAAUACAUAAAAGAACUCACACUGGAGAGAAACCUUAUGAAUGUAACCAAUGCGGUAAAGCCUUUGCACAGAGAAGUACUCUUCUAAUACAUAAAAGAACUCACACUGGAGAGAAACCUUAUGAAUGUAACCAUUGUGGUAAAUCCUUUGCAUGUAACAGUAGUCUCCAAAUACAUAAAAGAACUCACACUGGAGAGAAACCUUAUGAGUGUAACCAAUGUGGUAAAGCUUUUGCACGUAACAGCAUUCUCCAAAUACAUAAAAGAACUCACACUGGAGAGAAACCUUAUGAAUGUAAUCAGUGUGGUAAAGCCUUUUCAUGUAACAGUACUCUCCUGCUACAUAAAAGAACUCACAGUGGAGAGAAACCUUAUGAAUGUAACCAUUGUGGUAAAGCAUUUACACAUAAGGGUAAUCUCCUAAAACAUAAGAGAAUGCACACUGGAGAGAAACCUUAUGAAUGCAACCAGUGUGGUAAAGCCUUUGCACAGAAUAGUCAUCUGGUAGCACAUGAAAGAACUCACACUGGAGAGAAAUCUUUUGAAUGUACCCAAUGUGAUAAAGUCUAUGCAUUUCCCGAAUCGUCUCUAAAGACAAAAUGAACACAUCCUGGAGAACAACCUUAUGAAUAUAAGCAGUGUGGAAUCACCUUUGUACAACACAGUCAUUUCCUAAUACAUAAAAAUCCAUGUUGCAGAAAAUCCUUAUGAAUAUUGUCAAUGUCCUAAAGUCUUUUCAUGUAAGAGUCAUCUUGAACAAGAACACUUUCUGGAGUGAAACCCUAUGAAUGUAACCAAUGUGUUAAAACCUUUGUAUGCCAUAAUAAUCUGCAUGCACAUAGAAGAAUGCACACUGGAAAUUGUAUGAAUGUAACCAAUGUGAUAAAGUAUUUUGACAGGAUAGUAAUUUCCUAUAACAUGAAGACAUACUGGAGAGAAACCUUAUGAAUGUAACCAAUGUGGAAAAUUUGCUCCUCACAAUCAUCCUCAAAGUCAUGGAAGCAUUCAUAUUGAACAGAAAGACUAUGAAUGUAUUUAAGGUGGUUAAGCUGUUCCACAUUUGUAUAACCAUCAUCAUGAAAGAAUUAGAACUGGAGAGAAACUUUAUAAAUGUUUCAAAAUGUGAGCCCUUUGCAUAUGUCUAUCGUCUUCAUCAUAAAAGUUUCAUACUGGACAGAAAUUCUGAGUACAUAAGCAACAUGGUAAGGCCUUUGUGUUUUUCGGUCCACAGAAUCCAAUACAACUCAAACACAUGUUCAAGGCAAAUGACAAAAAUGUAUUUUCACCCAGUCACUACUGGUUGGUUAGUGGUACAUAACAUUCUUGGGAACUGAACUGUGAUACCUAUCCACCCACUAAGCCAGAAAGUUACAGAGGUUCUGAGUUGAAAAUCAUAAACAUCUCUGCCAUUUUACAACUAAGUUAUUUCCAUCAGUCAUGGUUAAGGAUAUGGGAUUUGUUUAUGGCAUUGAGGAAUUCACCUGAUGCAAAAGUGUAGAUUUUACAGUCCAAACAGUCAUAUCCAUUUGUUCUUUUGUGGUUAGGAAAAGGUAUUAUGUUUUAGGGAAGAGAAAAUGUGGUUUGGGACAGUCACUAUGUUUGGCAAAGUGAAUAUAUGGUAUGGAACAGUCGUGUUUUGGGAAACAAAAGAUGAAUGAUGAAAGCUUGUCAGCUAUUGGGAAGUCUGCAGCUUUCCUAGGAAUGAUGAACUUAAAUUUGGGUUCACCCUAUAUUUCAUUGGGAAUUGUUAUCUAAAAAGCAAUACAUAUAGAAAAUUUUUUUAGCAUAUUCACACCUACAAAUUACUUUUUCAUGUUUUGCAUGUCAAAGUCAACUUCAAGUCUAUAAAAGAGUAGAUAGUAGCGAGAAACCUUGCACAUGUAAUCAAUGUGAUAAAGUCUUUUCUUAAUGCAGUUAUUUCCACGUACUUAGAAGAACACAUACCUCAGUGAGACCCUGUGAAUAUGCAAUGUGGUAAAUCCUUUUCAUGGAUUUGUCUUUGAAAUCAUGAGGAAAAAGUCAUGCUGCAAAGAAACCCCAUGAAUGUAGUCAGUACAGUAACCUUUUGUACUUCGUAUUACCAUUAUAGAAGAGUAAAGGCUUUAGUGUGUGAGCAAGCUCUUAAAGCCUUUGCAUAUCACAGGAGUCAUUGAGAACCUGAAAGAAUUCAUUCUCAAGAAAACCUAACAGGAUAAAAGAUUUGUUGAGGUCUUUGACAAGUCAACUUGCAUUCAGUUACAGGAGAUUUGGGAGGAAAAUUGUAACAAGUGUCAACAAUGUAUUCAUGCAUUAUGAUAUCCAUCUUCAUUUUGUUUCCAAUUAAAAACUGAUAUGGACAAAAGACCUAGGAAUUUAAACCACUAGGUAAACCUUUUAGAUUUUAAAAUUCUCUUCAGUUACCUGAAGUAAAUCGUCCAGUUAUAAAUUUUACAUGUAUGUAUUAUUGCCCUUUCUGUGACAAAACACAAUGUCAAAGGCAACCUCCAAAUGUCUUUAAUUUGCCUUAAGGUUCCAGAGGGAUAUGGGAUCACUAUGAAAUGGGCAUCACAAGUAUCAUAUAUGGCAGAUAAAGUAGGAAGCUUGGAGUUCACAUCCUCAACCUGCAGCAUGAAGCAGAGUGUGAACUACAGAUGAAUACAGUUGAAUACUAUCAUGCCCUUCCCAAGUAAGAUACAGCCUCCAAGAGUGCUGUAUUUCCUAAACAUUCACAAAUGAUACCACCAACUUAAAAGGAUUCAUUUCUCUCACUUCACCCUACACAUUUGAUUUCACUUACAUGAAGGAAUUUUUGAUGAAGAAAAAUUCUGUGGAUAAGACUGUAGUUGCCUCAACCCUUGAGUUACAGGAAUGCAUGCUUACACAAGUAAAACAUUCUUGAGUAAACAUAUAUUUGGUUAAGAAUUUAUUUUAAUUUCCAUCAUUAUCUCAGUGUGUCUUUGUGUGUUUAUAUGCCUGUCCAUUCUGGUUUCCAUUUGAUCUUCUUGUAACAGGAAUUACAGAAAGUUGUCAAAAACCUGACCUAGGUCCUGGGAAUGAACUUGUCUUAACUUCACAGCCAUGUCUCUAGUACUGUAACUAUGUUAAAUCUUUAUAUAUCAUCUUGAUGUCAAGAAGUAGAAAAGAAUUCCUAGAAGAGAGCAAACCUAUUUUUAUAUAAGAUGUGAUGACUUUGGACAUAAUAAAUAUAUUCUCUUUCAAGAAAAGAAACUCCUUUAAAUGUUUUUCUCAUAGUCUUGGAGGAAGUAAAUGAUUUACAAUAUUCACUUAAAUGUAAUGGAGGAGAUCACCAGCUGUGGUUGUGGUCAUUAUUUUGAAACACUGGAGUAGAUAUUGAAGUAUGCUGUAUGUGCAGCAAAUCUAUUCACAGAAGUUUAUUAGGUUGUUCUGAUAUUCUUUCUGUGGUGGCUUUCAUGUUCUAAUGCAUUUCCACUUGGUGAAAGUUAUUUUUCUGCUGCAAUGUAUAGAAUGGGAUCUCCAUCAUCUAUGUGGCCCAUUGCUUAUUUAUAUCAGGCAGUCUGUGAUCAUAGUUUUCAAGGAAGGGUCUCUGAGAAAGUGUGGUACUUUUUCUAUGUUACAAAUUCCAUUAAGACGUUUGUUUUCAGUCUUGCUUGGUUGUCAGUAAUUAGUAUUAAGAUGCUCAAUAGUAAGUGUUUAUAUAUGUAUAUAUUGUUUGAAGUUCCAUGCUUCUUCGUGUUCACAUAUUUACUAUAUGUCACAUCAUCUUGGAGAACUGACUUCUAAGAGAAUUAUCUUGAGGAGUUAGAUAAUGUAAAAGCAAUGAGAUGUAUUUCAAAAAAGCAUGUUGUGUGUGUGUAAUGUAAAUAUGGGAUCUUAGGCCAUGGCAGAUAUAUGAAGGGUGUGUGACACUUUGUGGGUUUUGUCAUUGUUAUAUGAUGUUCAAGGUUAUGUUGCCAGUUUUACAUACCACAGUCAUUCCCCCACCGAGUUCAUUGAUACUCAAAUAAACUUAGUUGAAACAGUACAUCAGUAUAAUAUUGUCUUCU